CCCAAUUCGACCCGUUCUCUUCCACUCUCUCUUUCCAACCAGCCCCACCCUCUGUUUCCAUUACCCUCAACGCCGUCGUUUAGCGUCGCCGCCCAGCCUCGCUGCCGUCACUACCGUCACCACCGUCGCCCAGCCUAGCCACCGUUUCCCAACACUGCCGUCAUCGCGCAAUCCCGUUGUCUAGCCCCAUCGUCGAGAGGAUUGACGUGGUAGAAAUUGCAGCAGGAAGUUAACUUAGUUAUGGGGUUUGACAACGAGUGCAUAUUGAACAUUCAGUCUCUGGCUGGGGAGUAUUUCUGUCCAGUCUGCCGCUUGCUUGUUUACCCACAUGAAGCAUUACAGUCACAGUGCACUCACUUGUAUUGCAAGCCUUGUUUAACUUAUGUAGUUAGCACGACCAGGGCUUGCCCAUACGACGGCUACUUAGUUACAGAAGCAGAUUCUAAGCCGCUUAUCGAAUCAAAUAAAACCCUUGCUGAAACCAUUGGCAAAAUAGCGGUUCAUUGCUUGUAUCAUAGGAGUGGAUGCACUUGGCAAGGGCCAUUGUCCGAUUGUGUAACUCAUUGUUCAGGAUGUGCUUUCGGCAACUCCCCUGUUUUAUGCAAUCGGUGCGGAAUUCAACUUGUACACCGGCAAGUGCAGGAGCACGCACAAACUUGCCCAGGUGUGCAGCCUCAAGCACAGCAAGGGGACGGUGCUCAAAGCACCACAGCGAGUAGCACGACAGCUGCUACUGAUCAGGUCCAGUCUGCCUCCAUGUCUGGAAUGGCUAAAUCUCAAGCCCAAUCUUCGCAGAGUGUUGCAGUUGGUGCUCCUGGACAGGAUACCAAUCAGCAGGCUAACGCAAGUUCCCAGGGUCCAACUGUUGUUCAAGCUGCUGUACCAACUUCAGAACAGUGGUAUCAACAGCAACAACAGUAUCAGGAAUACUAUCAGCAGUAUCCUGGAUAUGAUCCUUACCAACAGCAGUACCAGCACUACUACCCUUAUCAGCAGCAAACGGCUGUUCCGUAUCAGCAGCCACAACCAACUCAGGCUCUUCCUUCCCACAUGGCUACCCAGCAACAACCUGCGUACAUUCAACCCCAGCCUCAGCCUCAAUCUCAACCGCAAGUUCCAGUCCAAUCCCAGUCCCAACCCCAGUCCCAACCCCAGUCCCAACCCCAGCCUCAAUCCUUGCCACAGCCUCAACCACUAACUCAGCCACAUGAAAAUUCUCAAUCACAUAUGCACGUCCAAACGCCUGCAGUUGGUCAGUCUCAGAACCAGGGACAAGUUAAUCCGCAGCAACAGCUGUAUCAUGCUGCAACCCCACAUUCUCAUAUCCAACCACAGGGUCACCCACCAGCUCAUGUAACCAAUCUCUAUCAAUGACGCCUAAUGCACAACCCCAAACGCAGAAUCCCCCGACGUAUGCUGCAACAGGUUAUCAUUCUUUUCCUCAGCUGCAACAUCACCAGCAAAUGCAGUUGGGAGUUCCUCAAAGUGUCCUACCGGCACAUCCGCAAGGUGGGGCUCACCAACAAUCCCAACCACCAGUUCAAAUGCAGUCUCAAUUACCACAACCACCUCCUAUGCGUCCACCUCAACCUCCUAUGUACCAAAACCAGCAACAUCCACCAAUAUUGCCUUCACCUAAUCAGGUUCAAAAUGUUUCUGCAGCACAGCAGCUACAUGUACCCUCCCAGGCCCAACAACCUGGACAGCCAGCAAACCAGCGUCCUGUUAUACAGCCAGUGCAACAACCUGCAUCCCAGCAAGUUGUGCAUCAACAACAGCAUUUCGGACAGCAAGGGCAGUUUAUACAGCACCAGCUGCAUAUGACACCUCAAAUGCGUCCACAGGGACCUCCAAGUUCAUUGUCACAGCAUAAUCAUGGUUAUGCGCAUUUGCAGCAUAAUAUCAAUUUGCCACAUGGCAUGCAACAUAAUCCGUCUUAUUCACAAUCUAUGGUUGGUGUUUCAGUGAGGCCAACACAGUUUGGUGCUAACCAACCAACUAUGAAACAGGGACAUGCAUUUGGUAAUAAUAAUAACCAGGUGCAGAUGCCAGAUGGUUUUGGUGAACGCAAAAUGGAAAAGAGCCUGGAUGGACGAGAGGGUGGAUCAUCUUCCCAAAAGGAUGCCAAAAGAGCGGCAAAUUAUUUGGAUGUAUCAUCUAAAAUGGGGACGACAGAUGCUGGUGAGUUGAAGACUGAAAAAUCUAUAACUAAUUUGAAGGUGUCCAGUGAUAAAGGUAGAUAUACUACUGGGGAUAAAACUAUUCAGGCUGAUGCAUCUGCUGAAAGUGCUCCACAAAUGGGGGCAGUAGACUCUAAUUUGCAUGUAGGUGACAAUGGUAAGCCUUCAAUCAAUCAGGUUGAGGUAAAGGUAGAGGCAGCAAAAAGUACUUUUGAUCAUUCGAGCAAUGAUAAAUUGGGAGAAGUAAGAGUUCAGGACCAGAAAGAUAUUAGCACUGAACCUAAGAAAAUGGAGGAUCUUGCCAUUGAGAAUAAAGGAAGUCAGGAAGGUUUCCUUCAGAAGAUUUCAUCACAAGACAUUGAACAAAGCGAAGAAGAAAAGAGGAUGCUGACUGAUGCUAGUGGGACUCUGCACCCUUCUGCAGAUGAGGGCCCACAAGCUGUUACUACUACUACUACAUCAUCUUUAAUCCCUGUUAGUAGUCCUGACAGUACAAAACCGAAGCUGUUGCAUCAACAUGGCUAUCAAGAUAAAAAUUCCUCUCAAACUGACGGUUCUCAAAGUGGCACAGCACAGCCUUCUCAUCCAGCUUCUCUAGUUGCUCAUACAAGACAUCAGACACCACCAAGUAGUUAUGCGUCAUCUGCACUUCAACAAGGUGCGACAGCAUCUCUGUUACAACCACCUCCUCCAGGACCCUUCCAUCAUUCACAGGUUUCAAAUAAUCCUUCCAUGCAACUUAGGCCUCGGGCUCCUGGCUUGGUAUCUCAUCCUGGGCAACCUUUUAAUCCAUCUGAACCGUUCCUUCCGGGUGGCAUUCCUGAACCUGCUUCUGCUCCAUCCUUUGGGAGGGGGCCAAGUCACUAUGGUCCUCAGCAAGCCUUGGAACAAGCCGUUGGUCCUCCAGGAUCUUAUAGUCUAAGCCAACCACCUACUUCUCAAGGGGUUUCAAAGCUGUCUCUAGGUGAUCCUGUUGGAGCACACUUCCGUGCAAAGCUUCCAGGGGCUUUUGAUUCUAGGGUACAGCUGCAUUCUCAUGAAGCUCAAAUUGGUGCUCAGCGUCCCAUUCAUCCUAUGGAAGCUGAGAUAUUUUCUAAUCAAAGGGCUAGACCUGAUUCCCAUCUUCUUGGAACAAUGGAACAUCGUCCACCACAUCUACCAGGGAUUCCUCCUAACGUGUUGACUUUAAAUGGUGCCCGAGGUCCUGACUCCUCUUCCAAACUUGGCUUGAUGGAUGAAAGGUUUAAACGUGGGCACGAGGAACAAUUAAAUCCCUUUCCGCUAGAUUCAGCUCGGCGUCCUAUUAAUCAAGCUGACUCUGAAGAUGUUCUCAGGCAAUUCCCGAGGCCUUCUCAUUUGGAAUCUGAUCUCUCUCAGAGAAUUGGAAAUUAUUCUUUGAGGCCCUUUGACAGGGGAUUGCAUGGGCAAAAUUAUGAGACUGGUUUAACCAUUGAUGGUGCUACUGCUUCAAGAAUCUUGCCUCGUCAUAUUGGUGGUGUAUUACAUCAUCAAGAUGCUGAGAGACCAAUUGGUUUUUUUGAGGAUUCUAUUGGACCAGCAGACCGAGCUCGUGGCCAUUCUGAUUUUCCUGUACCAGGGAGUUAUGGUCGGCGUUAUGUAGAUGGAUUUGCUCCAAGAAGUCCUCUUCAUGAAUAUCAUGGACGUGGGUUUGGAGGUCAUCCUGGGUUUCCAGGGUCAGCAGAUGAAAUUGAUGGUCAGGACUUCCCUCGUCAAUUUGGUGAUCCACUUUCAUUCCGUGAGUCUAGAUAUCCUAUUUUUCGUAGCCAUCUGCAUAGAGGUGAGUUUGAGGGUCCUGGUAAUUUUAGGAUGAGUGAACAUGUAAGAACUGGUGAUUUAAUUGGACAAGAUAGACAUUUUGGUCCUCGAAGCUUGCCUGGGCAUUUGCGUUUGGGUGAGCCAGCUGCUUUUGGUUCACAUCCUGGUCAUUCUCGAAUAGGAGAUUUGUCGGUGCUUGGUAACUUUGAGCCAUUUGGUGGAGGACAUAGGCCAAACCAUCCUCGACUUGGUGAACCGGGGUUUAGAAGCAGUUUUUCUCGUCAGGGUCUUGCAGAUGAUGGUAGAUUUUUUGCAGGAGAUGUUGAAUCUUUUGAUAACUCAAGGAAGAGGAAACCAGUCAGCAUGGGUUGGUGUAGAAUUUGUAAAUUAGAUUGUGAAACAGUUGAAGGCUUGGAGCUGCAUUCACAAACAAGAGAGCACCAGAAGAUGGCUAUGGAUAUGGUGCAGAGCAUCAAACAGAAUGCAAAGAAACAUAAAGUAACUCCAAAGGAUCACUCCUCUGAAGAUGGCAAGUCAAAAAAUGUUGGUCUUGAUAGCCGUGGGAAAAAGCAUUAAAUUUGCAACUCGUCUCAUCACAAUCAUGGACUCUAUUUUACUGGGUUGCUGCCAUGUAUGAACUAUGAAGAUGGUUUUUGGGGCUGAAGUUCUGUGGCAGUUAAGUUUGUUGGUUUUGUUUUUAGAUUACAAUAUUUGGCUCUGGAAUGGGUUCAUAUGGACAUCAACGUCAUGUAGUAGAAGUUUGGUAUAUGGCUAUCACUUCAUUGUGUUUAUUGUUCUGAUGGCAUGUUCUUUUCCUCUUCCUACCUACCUCUUUUCCUCACACGACCUUUAAAUGCCAUUUAAUCUGAAACCGUAUUGGUACUUCAA
Momordica charantia (bitter melon) is the source of this 4844-nucleotide messenger RNA. RefSeq lists its product as uncharacterized. Lineage: Eukaryota; Viridiplantae; Streptophyta; Magnoliopsida; Cucurbitales; Cucurbitaceae. The record is from RefSeq and is a predicted model, not a curated record.